AUGGUGCUUGAUCACAAUAAUCCAUUAGUGGUACCACUACCUUAUACGUUCAAUUCACCCAGUGACUAUCCAACAGAGGUGUUGGCAAAUAGGUUUCAGGCAUGGCGUACUAUUAUCAAGGAUUUAUUAUCUUACUUUAGGGAGUUCGCUAGUGUUCAAGAAGAAAUAGUGAGACAACAACUGAGAUUACAACAAGCUGUGAAAAUAUCGUCACUGGUAGAUGGUGGGACUCAGAAUCAUCAUACUAGUGGUAGCGCUAAAGAAGAUAAUGCAAUUAAUAAGUUCUUUUUACCAGUUGGAAAUGGUUCUAUUCAAGACUUACCAGCCAUCUUGACGAAAUUCCAUCAGCAAAACAUAACAAACGCUUCAAAAACUCUCAAAGAUAUCAAUCAGACAAUAAUACCAAAGCUAGACGAGCUCAGAAAAGAUUUAUUGGUAAAAAUUAAAGAAAUCAAGAACUUGCAGAACGAUUUUCAUACAAAUUUAGGAAAAGAGGUAAACGAAACAAAGCAUGUUUUGAAUCAAUUCAGUCGUGCAAUCGACCAUUCAAAUAAGUUGGAUAGUUCAAGCUCCAGCCAACAUGAGAAUGAUGAUCCAUACAUUGUGAAAAUAAAAUUGGAUAGACAAUUAAGGAGACAAUUGAAUGAAGAAAACUAUCUUUAUGAGGCUUAUGCCAAUUUGCAAAAUGCAGGAGGAAAGCUAGAAUCAAUAAUUGUAUUGGAAAUUCAAAACUACAUAUCCAUAUUUUUGAGUUUAGUCGAGACAGAGAGCCUGACUAUUCCAAACUUCCUUGUUCCUAAUGUAAAUCAUGGGUUUUUAUCAAAAGAGUCAACUUUCGAGUGGGAUGCAUUUAUUUCAAAUCACCUACCAACUUCUAUGCCAAUUUCUGCUCAAAACAAAGGGGGGACUUUUAUCGAUCUUUCCUUUCCAGCAAGAAAAGUCCAUAAUUUGAAUAUACCAGGCAUUGAUUCACCUUUGAAUUUUGCAGUCAGGGAAGGGACCUUGGAGAGACGAUCGAAGUUUCUUAAGAGCUAUUCUAGCGGCUGGUAUGUCUUAACUUGCAAUUACUUGCAUGAAUUUAAAAGCUCGGAUAUGAAGAAAGACCCUCACCCUGUAAUGUCACUUCCUCUAGAUUCAUGUACUGUAACUGAACAUUCAAAAGACGAUGGAAAACAGGGAGGAGUUUAUAAAUUUAUUUUAUGCUCUAAGGGAUCUAAUGGUUUAAUGCAUAGGAGCCAUAACUGGGUCUUCAGGACAGACAAUUACGACAAGAUGAUAAAUUGGUACAAUGAUUUAAAAACCUUGACUAGCUUGCCAACACCUUCUUCUCGGGCGCGGUUCUUAAAAAAGAGCUCUAAAGUUCAAGGUAAUGUGAUUUCAAGUUCUAAGAAGAUAUCAAGAAAUUCCAGCUUGACUUCUAAUAUAACUAAUAGCAAGUCGCUCAAAACUUUAGCCACAAAUAAUUCGGGGCAUGGAAAUAGACUUGAGUCAUUGAGGUCAAGGCCGACAUCUCAAAAUACGUCUCCUGGUAACUUAAAUCGUCUAUCUUCCACAUUCUCAACAAGGGAUAACCAAUCUACGCGACUUGGAAAUAUGAUCAAUAGUGAUGGGACAAUUAUAACACCAGUGGAUACUCGGCAAGACGAUGAGCAAUUUAAUGCUCAGAACGGUGUCACUAAAGUAGAGUCAAAAACAUCUGAGACUGGCAAGGGCACCCCACAGGCUCUAGGUAAUCUGUUCCAUCCAUCGAUUUAUCCCCAGAAUUAUAUUGUAGCUACCCCUUCGCAGGGUCAGCAAUUUUAUGAUCCAGUCCUGCAACAGUUCUACAUGCUUACACCCAGCGCUCCACCACAGGCACAAGUAGCCUCGAAUAUGACACCACGACCAGAUUCGCCCCAGCAUUUUUAUAGUGUAGCUCCAACACAGUCUCCGGCUCAGCAACAACCCCUUUAUCAAAUGGAUCCAAAUGGAUAUUAUCUGCAAUAUCAUCCAUUGAGCGAAUCAUUCAAGGGAGAUUUACCAUAUCCAACUGGCUCGCAUAUUCCUACUGACCAUUCUAUCAUUUCAAGUCAGCGUGCUUCAUCACCGACAAAUGAAGCCAUCGUCAACAAAGAAAUCAAGGACACUUCCAAGAAUAACAAAGCUAGCGAGGACGAUUCCACAUUGAAAAGUCUCGUAACUGGAGAGGAUGCAGAGAAGCGCGAGAUUCCUGAAGAAACUCAAGAAAAAGACUCAGCAGUCCAAUAG
Priceomyces carsonii is the source of this 2247-nucleotide messenger RNA. RefSeq names its product phosphatidylinositol 4,5-bisphosphate-binding protein (gene SLM2). The coding region runs from base 1 to 2247 and encodes 748 amino acids. The record is from RefSeq and is a predicted model, not a curated record. Lineage: Eukaryota; Fungi; Ascomycota; Pichiomycetes; Serinales; Debaryomycetaceae. The transcript has a single exon.